This is a messenger RNA of Hippocampus zosterae (dwarf seahorse), 416 nucleotides long. It is a transcript of the gene c13h17orf67, whose product is annotated as chromosome 13 C17orf67 homolog. Lineage: Eukaryota; Metazoa; Chordata; Actinopteri; Syngnathiformes; Syngnathidae. The coding region runs from base 119 to 391 and encodes 90 amino acids. The transcript has 3 exons. The record is from RefSeq and is a predicted model, not a curated record.
AUAUGUUUUGUGGGUGGCACAGGAGAGUAGGAGGAGAUUUUCCGAACCCUACUCUCCUUUUGGACUUCAUUCGAGACCCCAGAGCAAAUAAAGUUUGGGCUGAAAAACAGUGUUGAAGAUGAAGAAACUGGUGGUGCUUCUACUUUGCCUGGUCAUUUUGACCAUCCACACAGAUGCCAACCCCAUAAUCAAGGAAAGCUUUGCUAAGCAGCUUCUGCGAAGCAAGAGACAAGAGAGGCCAAGGACACCAGGCCACCCGGAUGAGCCCAUGAGAGAGCACAUGCUUCACAUGCAGGCUCUGGACCAGAGAGCGCAGGAGACCAACAUGGAGCAUUGGCUCAACCCUCACUGCUACCCACGCUGUAACAGGAACUAUGGAUACCCUGUCUGAUGAUGUUGCACGAAGGUCGCCGAGA